Trametes versicolor FP-101664 SS1 is the source of this 935-nucleotide messenger RNA. RefSeq lists its product as uncharacterized. The record is from RefSeq and is a predicted model, not a curated record. The coding region runs from base 1 to 843 and encodes 280 amino acids. NCBI's taxonomy places the organism in Eukaryota, Fungi, Basidiomycota, Agaricomycetes, Polyporales, Polyporaceae. Gene Ontology annotation, molecular function: zinc ion binding; RNA binding. The transcript has 5 exons.
AUGGCCACAACCAUCCCUCUCCCUGUCAGGGACAUCAUAAGUCCUCAAUUCCACCAAAACAACUUCUCUGAGGAGGCAUUCGUCAAGAACGAGCUCGGAAUCAAGCUAGACAAGGACGACCAGAUAUGCCGGCUCUCGCUCACGCCGACAGGGUGUCCUCUGGGCCCACAGCACUGUCCGCUACGACACACCACCCCAUCGGUGCUGAACUUCCAGCCACCAAAGCAACUACCAACGCACCCCCGCGAGCGCGAGCGGCUCGCGACGGUGUGCAAGCACUGGCUGCGCGGGCUGUGCAAGAAGGGCGACGCCUGUGAGUUCCUGCACGAGUACAACCUCCGGCGCAUGCCCGAGUGCUGGUGGUACGCCAAGUACGGGUACUGCUCCGCGGGCGACGAGUGUCUGUACGCGCACCCGAAGGAGCGCCGCGUGGAGUGCCCGGACUACAACAGAGGGUUCUGCAAGCUCGGUCCGACCUGCCCCCGAAAACAUGUGCGACGGGUGGCAUGUCAACUAUAUCUCACCGGCUUCUGUCCACUCGGACCCGACUGCCCCCGCGGCCACCCCAAACCGGGCAUCCCGCCUGCCAAGGCGUACGACCCGCCCGAACCGCCGUCGGUGCGCGACCUCGGGCCGCCGCCGCCAGGAUACGGUAGGUAUGCGGACUUCGACCGCAGCGGCGGCGGCAACUUCCCCGGGCCCCACCCGCCCGGGCUCGGGGGCUCCGGCGGGCCCCCAGGGCCAAGACGGAACUUGGAGGAUGUGGUGUGCUACAAGUGCGGGGAGAAGGGCCACUACGCCAACCACUGCCGCCAUCAUGCGCACAAACCGUACAAGCGGUGAGGGAGGGCUGGGACCGGACUUCGGGUUACGGGAGCUUUGUGUCUGUACACUGCGUUGGUAGCUGUGCUUGUAUUCUAUUCUGUCUGUCUCCG